Salvia miltiorrhiza (redroot sage) is the source of this 3055-nucleotide messenger RNA. RefSeq names its product high mobility group B protein 15-like. The record is from RefSeq and is a predicted model, not a curated record. The transcript has 6 exons. Gene Ontology annotation, molecular function: DNA binding. Lineage: Eukaryota; Viridiplantae; Streptophyta; Magnoliopsida; Lamiales; Lamiaceae. The coding region runs from base 1505 to 2914 and encodes 469 amino acids.
AUUUCUAUAAUUCCUUUCCCUGCCAAUAUAAUUUUUUUUACCUUUCUGCAGUAUUAGCCAAUAAACUAUAUACUAUUCUCCAUCACUUUCGUGUUACUAUUUCAUCUACAAGAUGAGAUCUUUUUCAUGAAUCCUGGCUUUGUAUUAUUUUCACAUUGAAAUAUCCAUGUUCGCAAUUUGAUCAGAUUCUUGCGAUUAAGUCAAGAAUCUGAUCAAAUUCUGAUAAAUCAAGAGGAAGAAGCAGAGAAUAUCUGAAGAUUGUGUUUGUCUCAAAGAUGAGUUUUCGACUCUUCAUAAUCCCGCUUGUGUGUGUUUUAUUUUCCUGAAUAUCUAUUUUAAUACUAGUACAUUAUAAAUCUUGUUAAGAUAUGUGUAAUGCUGCAGUAGCAGAUUACGUUAAAGAUAGUAGGAUUUGUGAGUGAAACGUCGUCAUGGGUUGGAGAUUUUGUAGAAUAUAAGUCGAUCUUGGAAUAUUGGGAGGUGUUCGAGAAAAAAGGAUUUAUUUAUAUUUGGGGAAUCUGUGACAGUGUCAGCAGAAAAGGGCUGGAAGGAAUAGAAUAGACCUCUGGAUGCAAGCAAUAUAUCAAAUAAGUACUUAAGUAAUUUACUAUCAUCGCUGUGUAUUACAGUAAUCCCAUGUCAUAUCUUCGAAUGUCAGCCAAAGAUUAUAUAGCCCAUAUAGACCUGCAGUAUAUCCAGUUCAUUUAUAGGCUUUUGCAUGCGCACAUAUUUUGAGAGAGAGGGGAUUUUCUAUACUUUAAUGCUACACCCUCAAAAGGUAUUUAAUUAUAUGAAAUUUUUCACAAGUAUUAGGCCUGAAAACUUUCUGCACAUAUUGGUGAUUUUAGUACUUGUUUAAUUAUUGUUUUUUUACAGAUGCAUUUACUAUAAUUUAUGUUUGAGAGCAAGGUUCUUUCUGAUUAAACUUUAAUGGUCUUGAAAUAUGUUAGUAGUUGGGAAACUAUAAUAUCAUCAAUCAAUUGCAUGAAAAAGUGUGUCAGCUGCUGAUAUUUUCUAGUGGUGAUUCUUCUCUAAUUACAAAUCUACAAAGUAGCUAGAUUGCCAUUAAAUUUUUUCACUUCAAAUUGUAUUUUCCCUUUUGUGGCUUUGGGAUUUGCUACUGGGAGUUAUUUCAUCAUUCAAGAAGGGGUUAGUUACUAUUCACAACCAUAUACAAAAACUUGGUUUGACCCUUUUGUCCUUUCUGUGCUCCCAGUGAUUCUCACACUGGGUUGUAUGUGUUCAAACUUUCUUCUAAAUUUUGUCUCCUUUUUUAUUUUUUUCUUACUAUUUUGUUUGCUUAAAAAACACAUUUCUCAGUUUCAUUUACUACAUAAUAUCUCAUUUGCUUGGAUUUUCUUUCUCAUGUCAUAUCGAUGAUUAUUUCUUGUUUUUUGAUGUGGGAAUACUAACCCUUUUCUUUGAUGAUCCGAUUUUUGCGUUUUUUUUUUUUUAAUCUUUUUCUCCAAAAAUAGAAAAAGACUGAAUGUUGAAGUAGAGGAAGAUGAGGGUUGAGCAAGGAGAUGAUGGAGGUGGGGGGGAGCAGACAUCUUCCACUUGUCAUCCAUAUCCACCUCCAUUGGCUACAUAUGAGGAUGUAGUGUGCUCUCGUGACCUUUUUAUGGAUUCUUUGAAGAAGCUCCAUAUUUCCAUGGGAACUAAGUUCAUGAUCCCGAUCGUAGGGGGUAGGGACUUGGACUUGCAUCGCCUCUUUGUUGAAGCUACUUCUCGUGGUGGCAUUUCAAAGAUUAUGAGUGAAAAAAAAUGGAAAGAAGUCACUGCAGUUUUCAGCUUUCCAUCCUCAGCCACAAACGCUUCUUUCAUACUUCGCAAGUAUUAUGUUUCGCUGCUUUACCACUACGAACAAAUCUACUUCUUUAAGGCGAAAUAUUGGUCUCCUACAGCUUCUGAUGCUAUGCAAUCUUUGCCUCCGAUCACACCUCCUCCCUUUGGAUGCCCUGAGUAUGUGACGUCAGUGUCACAACGAACACACUCAGCUUCACCACAACAGAAAGCAAACACUGAAACAUUGAUUCCUCAAGUAUCAUUAACACCAUCAGCAGCUGGUUCUCCUGUGUGUGGUGUGAUCGAUGGUAAAUUCGAGAGUGGAUAUCUCAUCACCGUGAAAAUUGGAUUGGAGGAGUUUAAGGGAGUUCUCUAUCAAGUCCCAAAUAGUGAGAAUCAAAUGAUUCAAACACACAUCAACAAUCCAUCACUAAAAUCAGGAGCUCCACGUCGCAAGCGGAGGAAGAAAUCCGAGAUCAGAAAGAGGGAUCCCGCCCAUCCGAAGCCUAACAGAAGCGGCUACAACUUCUUCUUCGCGGAGCAGCAUGCAAGGCUCAAGCCACACUACCAUGGCAAGGAUAGAGAGAUAAGUAGGAUCAUCGGGGAAUCAUGGAAUAAGCUGCAAGAACCCGAAAGAGCAGUUUAUCAAGAAAAGGCGCUCAAAGACAAGGAACGGUACAAGAUGGAGAUGGAGGUGUAUCGGGAGAGUUUGCGAACGGGGCAGAUCACGACGGGCACGGCAGCACCCGUGCCCCAAGUGAGCCUGGCUGAUCUCAACAGCAAUGUGGUGGCGUUUGAGGGGGCUGCGGCCCCCUCUGCAUCUGCAUGCAACGAAGAGCAUGAGGCGAGCUCGGAUAAGAGCAACAUGGAAGGGUUUGAGAGUGGUGGCGACAAGGACUCGAAUUGUGGUGAGUGCUCGCAGGCAGAGACGCAGCUGAAGAAUGUGGACAUUGAGGUUGUGGCCGAUGAGGCUUUCGAUCUGCAGACGAGGCCGGAUGGCGAGGAGAAGAGCUCCGGCGUGGUGGAUCAAGGUAAGAUGUUGUCUGAAGAUGGGAUAUCGGUUCCUGUUGAAGGGAUAGAACUGCUGCAGCCACCUAGUAUUGGUAAUGAAUCAGUUGCAGACUUGUAGAUUUUCUGCUGCAGGAGAUAAAUUAAUUCUCAGUAUAGUAGUUUCUUUUCUUAUAUACCAUGUCAAAAAGUAGAACUUGUUGUUUGGGAAGUCUCAUUUUGUUAGUAGUAUGAUUGAUAGUAUUAAUAGAUCAUUUCUCUC